Capra hircus (goat) is the source of this 1802-nucleotide messenger RNA. Its product is annotated as basic proline-rich protein-like. NCBI's taxonomy places the organism in Eukaryota, Metazoa, Chordata, Mammalia, Artiodactyla, Bovidae. The annotation marks the transcript as partial. The record is from RefSeq and is a predicted model, not a curated record. The transcript has 3 exons.
CCCGUGGGCCCCCCGGGCCCUCCCGUGGGCCCCCCGGGGCCCUCCCGUGGCCCCCCUGGGCCCUCCCGUGGCCCCCUGGGCCCUCCCGUGCCCCUCCCGGGGCCCUCCCGUGGGCUCCCCUGGGCCCUCCCGUGGGCACCCGGGGCACCUCACGUGGGCCCCGCUGGGGCCCUUCCCGUGGGCCCCCGGGGCCCUCCGUGGGCCCCCGCCUGGGGCCCCUCCCGUGGGCCCCCCGGGCCCUUCCCGUGGGCACCCUCGGGGCCCUCCCGUGGUUCCGCUGGGGCCCAUCCCGUGGGCCCCUCCGGGCCAUCCCGUGGGCCCGGCCCUGGGCCCUCCCGUGGCCCCCUGGGGCCAUCACGUGGGCCCCCCCGGGCCCCUCCCGUGGGGCCCCUGGGGCCCUCCCGUGGCCCCCCGGGGCCCUCCCGUGGCCCUGGGGCUCUCCUUGGGCCCCGGGGCACCUCCCGUGGCCCCCUGGGGGCCCUCCGUGGGCGCGCCCCGGGGCCCUCCCGUGGGCGCCCCUGGGGCCCUCCCGGCCCUCCACGUGGGCCCGCUGGGGCGCAUCCCGUGGGCACACGGGCAACUCCGUGGGCGCCCCCGAGGGCCAUCCCGUGGUCACCCUGGGGCCCCCUCCCGUGGGCGCCCGGGGCCCUCCGUGGGCCACCCGGGGCCAUCCGUGGGCCCCCCGGGGCCCUCCGUGGGCCCCUGGGCCCUCCCGUGGGCCCCUCGGGGCCAUUCCCGUGGGCCGCCCCGGGGCCCUCCCGGUGGGCCCCCGGCGCCUCCCGUGCCGCCCAGGUGCCCUCCCGUGGGCCCCUGGCCCCUCCCGUGGCCCCUGGGGCCCCUCCCGUGGGCCCCCCCCCACGGGGCCCUCCCGUGGUCCCCAGCCCGGGGCACUCCCGUGGGCCCCCCGGGGCCCUCCCGUGGCGCCUGUGGGCCACUCCCAUACGUGGGCCCCUCGGGCCACUUCCCCGUGGGCCCCCCGGGCCCUCCGUGGAGCCCCCCGGGCCCUCCCUGGCCCUCCCAGGGGACCUCCCGUGGGCCCCCCUGGCCCAUCCGCGUGGCCCCCUGGGGCAUCCCGUGGGCCCUCGCCGGGGCCCUCAACCGUGGUCCACCACCGCGGCCCCUGCCCGUGGUCCCACCGCGGCCCCUCACGUGGCCCCGCCGGGGCAACUCCACGUGGGCCCCCCGGGCCCUCCCGUGGGCCCCCGGCCCUUCCCGUGGGCCGCCCCGGGGCACUCCCGUGGGCCCCCCUGGGCCCUCCCGUGGGCGCCCCUGGGGCCCUCCCGUGGGCCGCCUCGGGCCCCUCCCGUGGGCCCCGCCGGGGCCCAUCCGUGGGCCCCCCGGGGCCCUCCCGUGGGCCCCCCGGGGCCAUUUCCCGUGGGCCCCCCGGCCGCCCUCCGUGGCCCCGCCGGGGCCCUCCGUUGGCCCCCGGGCCCUCCCGUGCCCCCCCGGGGCCCUCCCGUGUGCCCCGGGGCCACUCCCGUGGGCCCCCCCGGGGCCACUCCCGUGGCCCCCGGGGACCCUCCCGUGGGCCACUGGCCCUCCGUGGGCCCCCGCUGGGGCCCUCCCGUGGGCCCCCCCGGGGAACUCCCGUGGCCCCCGGGGCCUCCCGUGCGCCCCUCCUGGCCUCCGUUGGCUCCCCCGGGGCCCUCCCGUGGGCCCCCUGGGCCCUCCCGUGGCCCCCUGGGCACUCCGGUGGCCUCUGGGGCCCUCCCGUGGGCCCCCGGGGCCAUCCCGUGGGCCCCCGGGCUCCGUCCCGUGGGCCCCCACGGCGCUCCUCCCGUGGCGCCCCCGGACGCCCUCCC